Molecule: messenger RNA, 1857 nt
Organism: Adineta steineri
Lineage: Eukaryota; Metazoa; Rotifera; Eurotatoria; Adinetida; Adinetidae
Source: the annotation of a GenBank genome assembly
GUUCGGCAAGCAUAAAAAAAACAAGAUUCAUCUCACUAUUAAUUCGACGCAAGAGUAGAGAUGGUGCUAAUCAAUUCUAUUCAUUUUUAGAUGAUACUCUUACGUUUAUUAUUAUUAAUUUGUUUAACCAAUGCAGCAUUUCUUUCUUUUGAACAUAAUUCUUAUGAUUUUAAUAUAUCCGAAUCCGCACCCAUAAAUACUACAAUUGGUUUCGUUAAAGCUGCAUCAUCGUCAUCAUCAUCAUCACUAUCAAUUCAAUAUGAACUCUAUGGUGAUACAAGUAAAACUUUUUAUUUAAAUUCUUCAACUGGAGAAUUAGUUCUUUUGAAUUCGUUGGAUUAUGAAACUAUUACAAUGUAUAAAUUAACAAUUGAAGCACGAAUAUCAUCCACAAUUGCUCCUUGUUUUAGUGAAAUAAAUAUUCAUGUUUUAAAUACAAAUGAUAAUUCACCAGAUAUAAAUCUAAUGUUUUAUCCUUCAGUUUUAUUCGAAGGAAAUUUAAUAAAAUAUGAUUUAAAUGCAAAUUCAACACUAUUAGCAACAAUAAAUCUUAAAGAUCUUGAUGAAUCAACAACAAAUUUAAGUUUAUCUAUUAAUGAUACCGAACAUUUUCAAAUACAAUUUGUUCGUCAAAUUAAAAAUGGUCUCAUAACUGAAUCAAUCUAUAUUUUAUCAACGAAAAAUAAUUCACAAUUAAUUCAACAAGAUUAUUAUUAUUUAUCAUUGAAUUCAUGUGAUAAUGAUCAACCAGCAUUAUGGACAAAUCGUUCAUAUGAAUUUCAUUUAAAGCCAAAUGAAAAUCUUUGUUAUUUUAAUCAAACAAAUUUUAUCUUAGAUAUCAAAGAAAAUCUAUCUAAUCGAACAUUAAUAUUAAAUAAAAUAACAAAUGAAUUUUGUCAAAAUAUGUUUUAUUCAAUAGAUGAUCAAGAAAAUUUUUAUAUUGAUUCACAACUAGGUGAUUUAUAUACAUCAACAAUAUUUAAUCGAGAAGAACGAAGUAUUUAUAAAUUAAAUCUUAAAGCAAUUGAUCAAUAUAAUAAAGAAAUAAAAACGCAAUUGAUUAUACGAAUACUUGAUGAAGCUGGUCAUAUACCAUUUUUAAUACAGAAAAAAUUGAAAAUGAAUCGAAAAGAAUUUUCAUCAAUUGAUUUAUUUAAUUCAACGUAUUGUCAUUAUCAAACGAUGAUUUAUGAUUAUUUUCAAUUAUUAUCAAACUGUACACUUGUAAAAUUAUCAUUACCUGUUCAAGGAAAAUAUUUAUUUUAUAUUCAAUUAAAUCAAAAAUAUAAUUAUGAAGAUACUUUUCUACUUGAAUUAACGACAAAUCAUACUGAAAUAUUUAUUUAUGCAUUUCUACAAUCACAAUGGAUGAUUAUAAUACCUAUUGGUUUAGGAAUUUUUAUAAUUCUUAUUUUUAUUAUCUGUGCAGCAAUGAUUAUUCGAAAACGAAGAUAUAAUAAACUGCAGCAUAAUAAACAAAAGUCAUCAUUAUCUUCAUCAUCUUUAUCCCACAGUGAUGACAAUGUUCAUAAUAAAUAUGAUGCAAUUUCGACGUUAUCUAAAUUAAAAGUGCACGAUGAUCAUGAAUUAUCACCAUCACCAAUAAGUGCAGCGAUAUAUUUAGUACAAAAAUCAGCAUCAUCAAGUCCAACACGUGAUGAUGAAGGUUAUUCUGGUAGUUCAGAUGCAUCUGAAAAUCCUCUACCAAGUGAUACAACAAUUAUUGCUGUUAAUCAACUAGUGGAACAAUAUCAUAUACAUGAAUUUCGAACUCGAGAAUCUAUAGCAUCAUCAACAUAUGAAGUACCUAAACGAAUAAAUACGUCGCGUGUUUCACCCGAUGUAUCACUUGUAUAA